Messenger RNA from Etheostoma cragini (Arkansas darter), 1443 nucleotides. RefSeq lists its product as uncharacterized. NCBI's taxonomy places the organism in Eukaryota, Metazoa, Chordata, Actinopteri, Perciformes, Percidae. The record is from RefSeq and is a predicted model, not a curated record. The coding region runs from base 28 to 1359 and encodes 443 amino acids. The transcript has 4 exons.
AGAGAAUACCUUGAACAGAUCUCUAAGAUGCCUGAUGGAUCAGAAGCCUCUAUGAGCUGCAUUGAAAGCAGUUGUGAUGGAUAUAUUCUGCCAAAAAACUCAAUACGUGGAAGUAGUUCAGAGGGAUCUCAUGAUCUUACAAACAAGGUUCCAUCGGUUAAACAAAAGAAGCCAAAGAAGACGUACAAAAGAAAGACAUUUGCCAGUACUAAGAGAUCAGAAUGUGAACACUCUGACACGAGCCUGGAAAAUGUGUCAGUACUGAAGCAUCAAAAAAGAAAAAUUGGUGGCAAAGUACACAGUAAGAGGCAUCAUUGUCUGUACUGUCCCAUGCAGUGCCAUAGAAUGGCAAGACAUUUAGUCCGAAAACACAGCAAUCAAUCAGCUGUAGCAAAGGCAGUCAGUUUUCCUUUGAACUCAAAAGAACGAAAACUGCAUUUUCGCCUAAUUCAAAAUAAAGGAAACCAUGCUCAUAAUAAUGAGGUAUUGAAGAAUGGUAGGGGGACAUUGAUCCCCAGUUAUCAAACUAAGGAACCAGUGAAUGCAAGUGACUACAUGCACUGCAUUUACUGUGAAGCUUUGCUUAAAAGAAAAUCCUUAUGGAGGCACGUGUCCAGGUGCAAACUUUCACGAAACUGUAGCACAACAAAACCAGGCCAAAAUCGUGUCCAAUCACUCUGUGCCUUUGCACAGCCCGUCCCAGAUGGUGUAAGCAAAAAGGUUUGGGAGCUAACAGAUGCAAUGCAACAAGAUGAAGUCACAAACAUCAUCAAAGAGGAGAAAAGCAUUUUGAGAUUUGGAGAACAUUUGUAUGUAAAGCUUGGACAUGACAACACCAAACAUGUGUACAUUAAACAAAAAAUGCGAGAAAUAGGAAGACUUGUUCGGCAGGCACGGAAUAGUGGCAGACUGAAACAUAUGGAGGACUUCUAUGUACCUUCCAACUUCAACUCUGUGGUUGAAGCAGUACGAGAGUUGGCUGGAUUUGAUGAACACAGCUACAGCUACAAAACUCCGUCCUUGGCCUUAAAACUGGGUCAUAGUCUCAAGAAGAUUGCAGAUAUACUUCAGUGUGAAGCACAGAUGGCAGAGUCUGACAAUGAGGAAUUUCUGAAGAAUCUGGAGAGGAGCCGGAGUAUUUAUGAGAAAAAGUGGGAUGUGUGUGUGUCACCAUGUGCCCUACAGACUCUUAAAGAGGGGAGACGGACUAUGAGCCUGGACCAAUACCAAAUCAAUCCUGAAGAGGAAGUACCAGAGGCUGUGGAAAGCGAUCUCUCAAAGACAGAGGCACAGGAGUUAUCUUUCAGCUCUAGGUCAUCAGGCUCCUUGAGAUCUAAAAAAAAGUCAGCCAAUGACUGAUGAGUCUGAUGAUGCACCCACAGGAUCUUCAACACCUAAGAGAAGAAUGCUAGCUGUUGACAGUGAUGAUGACCCUAAAACUGG